Molecule: messenger RNA, 9318 nt
Organism: Symbiodinium natans
Lineage: Eukaryota; Dinophyceae; Suessiales; Symbiodiniaceae
Source: the annotation of a GenBank genome assembly
AUGUACUACCCGGUCCUUCCUGGUGCCGUGGAUGACACCGCCACGCCGGCGCAGAGUCCUAAGACGCUUGGCCUCGACGCAGGUGACAUUGAGGCACCCCGAGAGCAUGCUCCGGUUCGAAAUGUGGUGCUGACCAUCGAACAGAAGGAGAAAUUGCAGCAGUGGCAGCGGAUGGCUGAGCACGGCUUCCAGAUUCAUCGUCGAGCUGAGAGAUAUUAUGAACAUGUAAAUUUCUGGACACUUUCAUUGCCAUCAGUUGUUCUUUCUGCCGUGGCCACGGUGUGGACACUGGCAACGGACAACGCUCAGUUCCCAAAUAGCAAAGUUUACAUUGCCUCCAUAUCAGGACUCGGAACUGUGGUGACAUCCAUCGGCACGUACUGGCGCUGGCAGGCACGGAUGGAGAAGAAUCGAUUCGCAUCUGAGCGGUACAACAGUUUGACCAACAGGCUGACGUUGUUAAAAGCCCGCUUGCAGAUGGGUGAUAUAGAGUUUGCGCACGUUUUGCAGGAAGUUGAGAGCACCAUCCAUGAGAUCCUGAAAACUUGUGGACCGCCAGACCUGUGGGUGCAGCAACGUUUUGAGUGGGAAGAGAAGACCAGUCAGUAUGAGCUUUUGGAUCGCCUCACAAACCUUCGAGAUGUAAGCCCCUGGGUGCGAUGCUGUUUUCCGUGCUGCUGGCAGACGGUCACGAAGCUUUGCAGAAGGAGACUUCGUGGCAACGGCGAAUUGGAGCCGUCGAGCAUCUUGGACCAGAAGAUUCGGGAAUUCAGCAAGAAGACGCAAGACGUCAGUGUGGAUGAGUUCAAAGAUUAUUUCUGGCAGUUAUUUCGUAUGGCAUCCAACACAAACAACCUUGAGAUGUGCAAGAAUCUCCUACGAGCCGUCCCUAAUGCCUUGAAGGAUGAGAAAGAUGUCCACUUUCAAUCCCUGGAGCCAUCUGGAAAAUCGCCUCUGCACUUCUCGGUUGCAGAUCAUUUUCAUCAACUGGGCCAGUGGCUUUUCGAGACGUACCCACGCGAGAUGAAGUUCCACUGCCUAAUGCAAGACCACCACGGGCGCAUACCACUGGACUACAUGGAACCACGAAAAGCGCUGCAGCCCCACCAGGAAGGCUCCGCCUUCUACCCGGUGCUUCUUUUCGAGACCUUUCAGCAAUGGUGUACAGAAAUGGGGCAGUACACAGAUGAUCGCCACAGCUUUGAAGACAAGGAGCGGAUGAAGCGAAUCGGAGGCGAUUUGCUAAAGCGUAUCUUGGAAUGGGGGGUGAGGCAUGUGGACGUGGCCUGCAACAAGCGUCACACCGUCCUCCACCUGCUAGCCGUGCAUGGCGUGGAGGAGCAAGAGGUGUUGGGUCUCCACCGCGUGUCUCCGAACGCGAACGCGCCAGAGGCAGUGAACGAAACAGGCACUUUGCUGGCAAUUCUCCUGCGACAAAAGGACUUCGACACUGACAUCAGGGAUGCUUCGUCUGAGAGCAAGGCGCCCAUGGAGCUGGCCACCGAGCAGCGGCAUGCUAAGGCCACAAAGCUCUUUUUUGAAUCCGUUUUGUCCGAGAUGCACGAGAUCAAAGACGACCAUCAAAAGCAGGAUCGUUUCAAGAGCUUGAAAGCUGUUCUGGAAGACUCCCUUCUGCAGCUUCACGCUCGCCACGAUGGCCAUCCGGAACAAUGCCGAACAGAGAUGGAGCGGAAUAAAGACAGCAAGCAAAGCUGCUGCUCAUGUGCACCGACUGAACGGCUGCUGAGUCGUCUCAAACAGGAGGAUUCUCUGCGAAACUUCGUCGAGAUGAAGUUGCAGGUCCACGGGUACGAAGCCACGCUUCUGCACUACGCAUGCGGGGCCGAUCCCUUGAUAGAUGCAGCAAGGCUACAGUAUGACUCCGGACCCAGUUUGGCUCGGCGACUGCUGGAGCAGCGAGCGGCGAACUCGCCAGACUCGGGAAAAAAGACGCCACUGAACUGGGCUGUGACAAGGCAUCUUCCAAGCAUUGCCUGGGACAUCUGUGAGUUCGGGAUCGAAAAUGAUGUUGCCGAUGUCCUCGAGGACAUCGAACAUCACCUUGCCAGCCUCCCCGAGGAAUAUGCCCUGUUCCGAGUUAGCAUGGACUCUUCAAAGGUGGUGCCAGCUGGUUUUGGAUCCCUGGUGCUGUGGAUUGACUUUGAGACCGGUGCGCGGACCUACUUGGAUGGCUGCGUUUCACCAUCCCCAGAUCCCAGCAAGACUGUCCUGGAGUUCCGACCUUCGAAUAUGGUGGCCCCUUUCCGCUUCCAGCUGGAUUCGGACGGCGUGCAGCUGGACAAAAUGCCUGGACGUCUGAGCUUCACGCUGGAAGGAUUGCUGCUGGGCCAAAAGGACCAUGAAACGGGCUUUGGUUUCGACGAGCAGUGGGUGACGCUUUUUCCAAAUCUGCCUCUGAAGGAGUGGUGCCAGACCACACGAACAAAGCAGCGCCUCGAGUUUAUGAACUACCGUUCGAAGCGCGAUGGCUUUACACUGUGGCACCUCGCGUGCCAGUUCAGAAAUCUGCGAUUGUGCAAGAUCCUGAAAGCGCACAGCGCGAUGUACGGCUUCUGUGCGGAUGGCAAGAAGACACCACUGGAUUGUGCCGCAUUCACAGAUUGCGAAGUCCCAGAGGAUGCCGAUAGCGAUUCGGAAGACAGCUUGCCGACUGGAUUGAAAACUGCAGGAGUCACGGAUUCGAAGAACAAAGAUCUCGCCAAGCUUCUGCUGUUUCACGAUUAUGCUUGCAAGGCAUCAAGGAACCGGCUGUCGCCUAAGAGAAUCGCUCCCAAAUACUACAUGCACUUUGGCAUUGAGCCUGCAGUGUUGGUUUCCAUGCGCGACAUGGACGGGAAAGUCUUGCUUCACUAUGCGGCAUACUUCGGCCUGUUCAAGGAUGUCGAAUGGCUCCUGGAGAAGGGGGCGCAGGUUGACGUUUACGACCAAAUGUCCAUUCAAGACUUCCGCUUCACGAUCAUGGACCCUCCCAAGCAAGAACUCUGGUCGCAGCUGCAGAAGGACUACAGCCUGACACAGAUACCAUUCCCAGAGUUUUGCUGUCAGAAAGCCGAGAGGGAGCCAUUCAAUGCAGUUAUGGCAUCGCCCACGGAAGAUGUGUACUGGCUUCGCCAGGAGGACAUCCCAGAGUUCGCCACCUUGCGUGUCUGCUUCCAGCGACCGGAGCGCUUCGAUGGUUUUCGCUGGCCAUCGAAAGGGGAGGACUUCCGCCACGACGAGUCAGCAGAGUCAGGAGGUGUUGGAGAUGUAAAACUCCGGAAAUGGGUGAUGGAAGCCAGGGCCUGCGAGAUGUUGAAUUACAAAGUGGAGUGGCUCACUGUGAAUUUUGGCAACCGAGACGUUUCAGCUGAUCUUGAUGACUUCCAGAGCGGCAAGUACAUUUCCAUGCAUGUGCACAGGACGCCCCUGGAUCAUGCACUACUGGGAGCGAUGGACAAUGCCGAGGCCAUGUACAAUGUGCGAGAAACUGCAGACGAGAAUGCCAACAGCAUUUCUGAUGUCCGUUUGCCGCCGCAUGCCCGCAUCUGCAAGAUGCUGAUCGAGCAGGCUCUCUUGUGUGAGAAGCAGGAGGGAAGGGCACUAUUGGCAGAAACAUUCGCCAGCUUCUGUCGGCCGUGCCACGUGGCAAGGGGGUUAUCGAAGUAUAUUGUGGACAUUCUCAUCCAGGAGCCAGGGGCAACUUCUGACAAGACAACUUUGCUGCACGUGGCAGCGAAGCACGGCUUGCGAGAUGCUUGCAAUCAGCUUCUGAAAUACCGGUGCACGUUCAAGGAAGUUUGCAUGCAAACUCCACUGGAUGUUGCAAGUGACGAAGGCACCUAUCAUCUGCUGAUUCUACCUGCAUUUGUCUCCAUAUGCCAGAAGAUCCACACGCGAGCUCUGCCAAAUGAGGACGAAGAGACCAUUGCGGCCAGAGUGGAGCAAGUAGACCAGGAGGCGACAGCAUGGUUGACCAACAUGGAAUCAAGAGCCCUUUCGCUGCAGAAGAUCGUUCGAAUCUCAAACCCCCACCACAGCAAGUACACGAUGGUUGAUUACGCUGCCAUGUAUGGAAUGAAGCGCGUGUUGGCUCAUGUUAUUGAUGGACUGUCAGACAUUGAAGACGAGACCAAAAUCACAUGCCCCGCUGAGAUCAUUGGAAUCGAACUGCCGAGAUAUGGUGAAAGGAAUCAGGUGAUCUACGACCUGCGGAGCUUGUUUACAGCGGCGGAUGAUCGUUGGACUUCCCUGAAUCUGAAGCAGAAGUUGAAGGAUAUGAAGGAAAGCUUCAAAGAUAAAAACAAGGAGGAGCUGGUGGAAGUCUUGAAGAGGGAGCUCCACGAGCACAUCCACUAUGUAGCCUCUCUGGACACGGAGGAGGCCAUCGAGUUCUUCGAUGCUGUUCUGGAGUCUAGACCAGAGUGGCGCAAGAAGAAGGACGCAACUACAGGUGAUACAGCCCUGCACAUGGCAGCCCGCUCCGACAACAUAGCAGUCGUCAAACUGCUGUGUGAGAAGUACAAGGUAAACAAGGAAGACAAGAACAUGAACCAGGAACGGCCCAUACAUAGCGCAGCCCGGAACCACGGAUACAAGACGAUGAAGUACCUUCUUGAAGGAGGUGUGCAGCCACUGCCACCGAAUUUCAAGAAGGAACACCCGAUGCACCUGUUGGCCAAGACUCUUUCGCUCAGGUCUCCGGGGCAGAGGGCGCCGGAUCCAGAGCAAUUCCACGAAGUGGUUGGCAUCCUCAUGGCCAAGGUGGCCGAGUCAAACAGUUGGAUGAACCUAACCAAACGGGAUGCAGAUGGCAAGUCCAGCUUGGAGUACUUGGUCAGCUCCUGUGACCACAGCUAUGCUUGUCCGGUUGUUGAGAAGCUGGUCCAUGCACUUCCAGCAGCUGUGCACGAGAGCAACUGCUUCUUUGCUGCGCUCGACAACCCAACGGGGCCUGCCCGACUCUUCAAGGCCCUGCUGAGAAAUGUCACGGAUAGAAAGAUCCUGACGAAGUUGCUGGAUCAAGACCAGGAGCGGAGCGGUCUCAACGUUGUGCAGAUCUGCGCCAAGCUGGGGGAUGUUGACUCGCUGAGGGAGAUUCUCAAUGCCCUUGCAGCUCCGGACCUGCUGCGUCAAGCGCUGAUCCCGCAAGAAAUCGCCGAAACGAAGCUGAUGUCCAGCAGCGAUCAGACUCCACCGCUUAUCCUGGCUCUUCGCCAUGGAAGAGAAGAUGUUGCAAAACGCCUUGCCUCUAGAAUGCUUGGAUUGGAUGAGAACGACCGCGCCCGCGUCAAGUGGGAAGAGGAAUGCCGCAAGAGUGAGCUCAAACAUGAGCUGGCCAGUAUCUUCAAUCAGGCUGGACACACCUUCUUUCAGUUGAUCCGGUCUGGAGAGGUGGGAGCUGUGCGUAACUUGCUUGUCGCUCAGCCCGCCUUGGUGGAAAGUGCUGACGCAGCUGGCAAUACCGCCCUACAUGUUGCAGUGCAAAAGUCCUUCAAGCACCAGAAGGAGAUGGUGCAGCUUCUUCUGAGUCAUGGCGCGGCGCUGAGCGAUAAUGGACCGAAUCAAGAGACGCCGUUGCACCUCCUGUGCCGGAGAUGUGCGGCACAGGUGUACCAAAGUGGCUACGACUGGCCGCCUGAAAGGAAAUGGGAGGAAUGCAAAGGGUGGUCACCUGGCAAGGACAAAGUCGAUGAUGCAGAAGACGGUGCCAAAGAUGAGCUCUUCACAUUGACCAAAGUCACCGAGCUCAUCUUACGGGAGUUUGUUUCCCGCUGCCGUGAAGACAAUGCUGGGGCUGUGAUCGAGAUGCUCUCGGUCCAAUCUGCAGAAGGAAGCAAGACACCAUUUGACCUCGUUUCUAGCUGUCUGGAUGCAGCCGCAUUUCUCCCUGGCCAUCCCCUGCGAAAGUAUUUGAAGCAAGCGUGGUUGAAGCCCUUGCUCCCGUUGGCAGAACCCGUGUCACUGCCUGGCACGCGGAAGUUAUCGCUUCUGGGUUUGGCGAUUCUUCUCCGCGCCAAUGAGGCCACCAUCAGGUUGCAGCACGAUGACCCAUUGGAGGGUGUAGGGGAUGAAACACCGCUGGCAUACGCACUGAUGCUGCAGCAGUUUGACUUGGUCCGCAAGAUGUUAACCAGGAUCGAAGAGGAGAAGCUCUACGAUCGGCUUGAAGAUGUCAUGAUGCAGCCACAUACUGAAGGACUUCUCUUUACACCGCAGGCUGGCAGCGAGCAGAUCCCAGCACGAGUCUUCGAGGUCUUGCCGGCGCACAAUGUAGUUCGGCUACUCAUGCAGAGUCCCGGAAUUCUGACCAGGUGCUUGCAAAGUGGAAACGACGCCCUUCUGGAAAACCUGCUCAGCAAGAUCUGUGAUGAGGCCAGGAGCAAGCCGCAGUGGCCAGAGUGGCGCUUCGGCAGCGAGGAGUGGGGUGUCCUGCACCUCUUGGCGGCGACAGGGAUGCCGGACAUGAUUCAUGAGCUCCUCCGUGAGCUUUCACCAGAUUCGCAGGAAUCGUAUGUCAACAUCAAGGACAAGAGCAAGAACACACCGCUGCAUCAUGUCCUUUAUUUUGUGGGCUGUAUUGUUGUCAGCGGGAGCAGCGAGCCUGCGUUCCAUGGUUGUUACUUCCCCUUCAAGAACACGGAUGGCCGCUUGAGUUAUUGCAUGCAUGGUAUGGAUGGCGCCUACGACCACUUUAUUCGCCUGUCCAAUGAUGACGAAGAGCUACAGUGGCGCUUUGAAGACAACUCUGACAACUGGUUUUGGCCCUUCAUCACCAAAGGCAAGCAAAGUCCUGAUGAGGUGCCAACAGACAAGUGCUGGAAAGCAUGCGAGUCAACUGGGGACUUACCCACUCUGAUAUACAGAGACGUCGAAGACAGAAUGCAUGGCAACGUCGUGCGAGCCUUGCUGCAGUUCAAAGCAGACAUUUUGCGGCAGAACGUCGAGAAAAGGACUCCACUGCAUGCCUGCCUUCACCGACAAGUGUCAAGGGCUUCCCGGGACAAGUUGCCAAGGCUGGCACUGAAUCUGCUUGGCAUCCAUGACGGCAUGAUGCCAUCCUUGCCAAGGCUUCAGACACUUCUGGCAGAGCUGAGAGCGGCGGAUGGUCUCAACGUCCUGGAAAUGUCUGUCGCGAACGUUUGGUGCGAUAAUGUUUGGAAAGAAUGGCUUCCGACAUUUUUGGCCAUGCCCGGGCUGCUGGUCUCGCAUGAAGCCUUCAGCGGGCCACUCUCCUCCGUGCAGGACGAUUUCCAACUCCCUCGGGUUCGCCGGCCUCAGUCUGUGCCUCGGCUCGUGGCACGGCUGGCAGACGACGAGAGCCUGCCGCGCGAUAUUCAAAUCAGCUCUGCAGAGCUAGGGCUUGGUAGCUGCCUCAUGUCCUGUCUGAGAAACCAACGAAAGACACUUCUGCGCUGCAUGAAGAAGCCAGUGGAGAGCAGCUCCAUCUUCCUCGUCCCUGAACCCUACGCUGAGUCGCAGCCUCUGCUGUCGCUAAAGGCGCCCAAUGACAUGGGCCGUCUUGAAGUUGACCAAAUUGAAGCGACCGCUAAUAAUGAUGCCAUCGAAAAGACGAAGGGCAACAAGGGCAGCCUCAACGUUUGCAUCGGGCUGUACGCAGUUGGCGAGCCGACGUUGAAGCUGAACGGUGUACUGGGUCACUAUUGCAAGCCACCGUACAGGAAGCAGCUCAUCACCCCGCACUACUGGGAUUUCGGAAGCUGGGAGUCUUCGUCGGUUCGAAGCGUGGGCUUCCCGAGUGGCUGCCGGGACUGCGGCAAGUUUUACUGCGAAGUCCUGCUGAAUGAAGAUCCUGAUCGAAGUCUGAGUGUCGGAGUUGCUUUGGGCAACUAUGCGCCUCGACCUGGUGAUGGCACAGUCGACCGAAACGAGGGUGUAUGGCUUGUGCAUGGAGGCGACAGCUGGUUUGCAAACGCUCAAGAGAAGCCGGAUGCAUGGAAGACAAAUUGGCGAGCAGGGCAAGCCCUGUGCAUUGCCGUCGACAUUGAUGCAAAGAUCAUGCACAUUGCCAUUGACGGCACCCAGGAAAGUCGGGCCUACAAGUUUGAACCAAAAGGCCAGGCAGUCUACCCCAUCGUUGUUGCAGAGACUUCGUUCAGGUUCGCGAUUCGGAAGCGAGACCUUAGCUUCGCUGAGAUGUUUCCAGACUACGAGCCGUGGCUACCUGCAGAACAAGUCCUGAACCCGGACCAGAAGCGGAUUGUGCGUUUCAGCAACGUGCCAGUGGACAUGGAGAGCAGCUCUGAUUUGGAGUUGGAGCUCAGCACCAGUGUUGACUCGGCCACGCUCCAUGCUAGCACGAUGCUUGCCACGGCGUUUCGUAUGGGCUGCUCGUGGGACAUCAUCGACAUUCUGCAGCACCAAGGUUGCCGUCCUACUCUCUCCUCCUUGCUGGCAGCCUUCCGCUAUGCCAACGCUGGAACCAAGGGCCUGCUGUUGCACAGCGACCUAUCCCGGCAUCCACGCUUCACAAAUCUGCUUCGACAGACUGGUCAGGAGGAUUUGCAACCCUGGGUUGUUGGCUCCUUCCUGAGAUACUUGCAGAACAAUGAGCUGACCAGCGAAGACAUCGCGAUUGUUUGCCAGAGAUUCGCUGACUGCGGAGCUCCGAUCCAAGCGAUGCAUGCGGAUUAUAUUCAUGCGAGAGACGUGAAUGUGCGUGCAAAGGGCAUGGUUCACCGGCUGGACGGAUGCUACGUGCGACAAGAUAGCUCCGUCGGCUCAGGUGAAAGGCAAAUAUUCCGGAACUUGUGCCACACGGACCAAUGGAUGGUUUAUGAUCCGUUCGAAAACCUAUGGAAAGUGGGUCUGACUCAGAAGUCCGUAGACAGCAGCUGGCCUGGUGAGUGGCACGCAGAAACACCAAAUCUGGAAGAUGGCAAGUUGAGAGUGGUUGUUGAUGGUAAAGAUGUGGAAGAUCAGAAAGAUGUGGAUGCAAGUCUUGACAGAGACCUCAGUCAGUCGAAGUCACAGAGGUUCGCGAAAACAUCCCGGAAGAUCGAUGAUUCUGCGUUCAGGCAUUUCAAGGGCAAAUAUUUGGUCGACUGCUUCUCCGAGCUGGCCGACCUGCUGAAUAUCUCGGAGCCUCACAGGAACGUGUUCCGGCAAGAGCUGCAGAAGCAAGGAGGUCGUCCACAAGAUGGUGAUGCCGGUGCGCUUACGCUGCACAGUGCCAUCGAGACAGCUGUAAAGGAGAUUGAAUUUGGGGAGGAAACAAGUCAGCAGCUACGGCAUCUGCGGGACGUCACCGGUGUGUCCAGUGACCUUGCGGAGCUGUCUUUAAGGGUAGCGCCUAUGUGA